AUGAAUCGCGCGCUCCCGACCCGGCUCCUCGCCGCCUACGACGGCUUGCUAACGAGGCAUCGCCUGGCCACCACCACCGUCAGCGGCGCUCUGCUCGGCGGCGCUGGUGACGUGGUCGUCCAGCACGCAGCAGCGUCGUCCGACGUCGACCGAACGGCCGCAUUCUUCAUUUUCGGCGGCGUGCUCACGGGGCCGAUCAACUACCGCUGGCUCGACUUCCUCGCGGCCGCGUCGAGAAGCAUCGCGCCGCAGGGCGGUGCCGCGUCUCUCGCCGCAAAGGUGGCGCUGCAGUCGACGGUCAUGCAGCCGCUGAUAUACCUCCCGUCCUUCUACCUGACUAACGCCCUCGUGCGCCGCUGGAGCGUGGCCGAGGCGGCUGAGCACGUCCGUGCCGAGUAUGCGGACACGCUGCGCAGACUCUGGCUCUUCUGGACGCCCUCGGUCUGCUUCGCCUUUGGCGUGUUGCCGCUCCGGCUGCAGGCGGUCUUCUUCGCCGGAGUCGGAUUCGCGUGGAACGUCGUCCUCUCGGCGUACAAUGGCGCAGGGCCGCAGCGCGUAGCCAGCGUGAGCCAAGAACAG
Molecule: messenger RNA, 579 nt
Organism: Emiliania huxleyi CCMP1516
Lineage: Eukaryota; Haptophyta; Isochrysidales; Noelaerhabdaceae
Exons: 2
Cellular component (GO): membrane; cytoplasm
Source: RefSeq, a predicted model, not a curated record